Molecule: messenger RNA, 2010 nt
Organism: Scleropages formosus (Asian bonytongue)
Lineage: Eukaryota; Metazoa; Chordata; Actinopteri; Osteoglossiformes; Osteoglossidae
Gene: grhprb
Product: glyoxylate reductase/hydroxypyruvate reductase b
Exons: 9
Coding region: 93-1187 (364 amino acids)
Cellular component (GO): cytosol
Molecular function (GO): glyoxylate reductase (NADPH) activity; NAD binding; hydroxypyruvate reductase (NADH) activity
Source: RefSeq, a predicted model, not a curated record
GGGUAACUGACAGCCUUCCCUCUGGACACGGGACAGCCCGUGUCCAGAUCGGGGCCGUGUGUGUCAGUGCUCCGGGCGCGAGUGCGGGUGACAUGUGGAGCAGUUGGUCGCCGCUCCGGAGACUCCAGCGCAUCGCGGUGAGCGCCAGCCGCCCAGCAGCAGCGGGGAAUAAUAAUUAUAUCGGCGGCAUGCAGAGGAGGGAGCAGUCGGCCUUGGCCCACCGGGUCUACAUCACCCGCAAAGUGCCGCCCGAGGGCCUGGAGAUCGUGCGGCGGUGCGGACGGGUGAAAUUUGAACUCUGGGAUUCGGAUGAUCCCGUUCCCCGCGACGAGCUGUUGAAGAAGGUGAAGGGGGUGGACGGCCUGCUCUGCAUGCUCACGGAGAAGGUCGAUGCCGAGCUGCUGGACGCUGCAGGCCCUAACCUCAAAGUGCUGAGCACCAUGUCCGUGGGGUUUGACCACCUCUGUCUGGAUGAGCUGAAGAAGAGAGGAAUCCGUGUGGGCUACACCCCCGAUGUCCUGACCGACGCGGUGGCUGAACUUACAGUAGCCUUGUUGCUGGCCACCUCCCGACGGCUUAUAGAAGCAGCACACGAGGCCAAGACAGGCGGCUGGGGCACAUGGAGGACCUUGUGGCUCUGUGGCUAUGAGUUGGCCAACAGCACAGUGGGGAUUCUGGGCCUGGGCAGGAUUGGAGUGGCCAUUGCUGAACGCCUGAAACCUUUCAAGGUGAAGAAAUUCCUCUACACAGAUGUUGCACCACGACCACAACUGGCUGAAAUGAUAAACGCAGAGUAUGUGUCCUUGGAGGAGUUAGCGAAGCAGUCAGACUUCCUGGCCGCAUGCUGUGCCUUAACGCCGGAGACGCAGGGCAUUUGUAACCGGAAGCUCUUCUCUCAGAUGAAGAAAAAUGCCAUCUUCAUCAACACCAGCAGAGGAGGGAUAGUGAACCAAGAGGACCUGUAUGAAGCUCUGUCCGCUGGUCAGAUCGCGGCUGCCGGGUUGGAUGUCACCACCCCGGAGCCCCUGCCGACAGACCAUCCGCUCUUCAAACUAAAAAACUGCGUGAUCCUGCCUCACAUCGCCAGCGCUUCCUACACUACGCGCAAUGCCAUGUCUGCUCUGGCAGCCAACAACCUGUUGGCGGGUCUGAGGGGUGAGCCCAUGCCUAAAGAGCUGGAACUAUAAACCUAUAGCAGGCGGCGUGUACCCAAGAGGAAGAGCUCAACUGUGUGGGUGACGAAAACACACGCAUGCAAACACACACAGAGAAAUAUAUGCAUAAAGAAACAAAGAAGCACACAAAGAUACACACAAACAUACAUGUAAAAACUCACAGACAGGUACCAACUCGCGAACAUGUGACACACAAUGGAACCCAGAGUACACUACCAACACAGUCUUUCCCUUUUGUCAGUAUUUUGCCCGUAGGUGAUACCAGGACUUUGUUACUUUGGAAACCAUGCUACAGGAUGUUCCAUCUGUGCACGUAUUUUAUAGAUUUUCUUUCUCUGCAUUAUGGAGAUGAUCAUGUAGUUUUUUCCCGCUAUUUUUCCCAAGGUUUAUAAAUUAACUUUGUCUUACGUUUCCGCAAGAAACCCGAGGUCGUCGCACACCAGCAAUAUCCUUGAUUGAUAGUUAUGACUGUCUGUUCUGUUAUGCAUUCAGUGUAUGGUUUCUUUUGAAUAAAUAAAGAUCAAUAGACAAAAAAUUUAUUUAUCAAGACAUAGCAAGUAAUUAUUGAUCAUCAAGUGCUUUGAAAAACAGUCACAUCUAAAAAUUAAGAGGAAACUGGAAAACUUCUGUGACUAUGGGAGAAGGCAUGGGAAAUGCAUCACGCAUGCGUGAGUAUGUGGAUACGUUUGAGGCUGAAGAUACAAUAUUCCAUGCAGUUUGACACACCAUGAAAGGUGAUUAUCAGUCCAGUAAUGUCUGCCACUUUAGUACCUUUAAAGUUGCAGUGCUUUUCCAUGAAACACAGAGCCUGACAUGAUAAAACCACAGAAAAACU